UUAUCUUGCAACGCCUUUUUAACAUAUUAGCCCAAAACUUAUUAUUUGUGAACAAUUAAUUUGUAUUUUAUAACUCAUAAUUUUGUUUAAAAUUUUGAAGUUCAUCAAUAAUAUAUACGAUUUGGGAGCGUAUCGUCGGAGAAAACAAAGAGGUUUCUGGUUUUUGGUUUUUUUUAGAUCCGUUAUAGAAACCUGGUGACGAAAUCCAAUUAUUUCUGUUUUACGGAAAGGGUUUUCGUUUGCGGUUGAGAUCUGAGAUCCAUUCAGUAGACCCAAAGCGAAAAAUUUCCGUUUCCGGAUGGUUUUCGCUAUGCAUGAUUUGGAGGAGGAGAUCCGUUAAACAGAUGCAAAUCCGUUGAACUCCAACAGAUAUGGAUUUUUAAAUUAUUAUCGGAAUCACUAGCUAGAAAACUAAGAUUGUAGUGUAUGCUGGGUCUUGAUGCAGAGAAUGGAGUUUGAUCAAGAUAAUAUCAGACCAGUGGUAGAAGAAGAAGAAGAUAGAUUGAGCAGGUUGCCAGAUGAGGUUAUUCGUAAUAUCCUGUCUUGUAUUGACAUGAAAUUUGGUGUUCAGACAUGUUUGUUGUCAACAAGAUGGAAGCUUGUCUGGACAUCAAUCCCUUGUCUUAAAUUCUCAAGUUGGAAAUUUGGUUGUUUACAAAAGUUUUCCGAAUUCGUGACCAAUGUUUUGUCUAAACGCAACAAUCAAAUACAAGUGUCAUCCAUCAACCUGGUAUUUUCCCAUAGACAAGAUUAUUGUGAAGUUAUAGUGAGAAAGAUUGCAAAUUAUGCCUUCUCUCACAAUAUCCAACAACUAAAUGUCGCUGAUGAUGAUACUAAUAGGCUCCAUGAAUUCCCUGCUUGCCUUUUUAGCUCUCACUCUCUAAAACAUUUUACACUUUGUAACUGUUCUAUAAAAUCACCACCCACAACGCCUUGGGAUUUUCCAGCUUUAACAACUUUGCAUCUCAGUUACAUCGUAUUAAUGUCUAAUAAAACCACUAAGGACUCUGUACAUGAUAACAUUUUCACCAAGUGUGUCAACUUAAAAGACCUCACUCUGGAAUAUUUCCGUCUCAUGGGCAUGAAGGUAUUUGACAUAGUAGCCCCUCGACUUUCUAAUCUCAUUCUUAUCGAGGGAAGAAAUGUAAAAGUCGUCAAUGUGAUUGCACCACAACUUGAGAAUCUCACAAUAAUUGACACCUCAUUGGAGUACUUGAAUGCUCCGGCAGGAGUUUCAUCUUUGCGCUACAAGUGUUAUUCUGGUCCUCCCCUGCAAUUGUCUAAAGAUGGAUUUCACUCCCUAAACCAAGUCAAUAUCUGCUGUUUGGGUUGCUAUCCAGUAUUUGAAGAUGCUCGCAAAAUUAUUAACAUUCUUCAAGAGCUCCAUAGUGUCAAAUAUCUAACACUUAAUGUGCAAAUUAUUGAGUGUAUUUCCUCAUUUCCGGAUUAUUUAUCGCACCUUCCAUCACCUUUUGGCAACUUAAUUUGCUUGAAUAUGGACUCUCACAUGAAUGAGGAUGCAUACAAAGUAAGAAUGUGUAGUGCAGCUAGAAACUUCUUGUUUGACAACUCCCCAAACGCGACGUUCACCAUGGACUUACCCGAGGAAACGCCUGGGCUUGCUGUUACGCCGAUUGACUGGUGGAGGUAUGUACGUAAGUACACCUUCACGGUGUCAACAGCUGCCAUCGUAGACGAUAGUCAUGUAUUUAAGAAGACCAAGAAGGAUAAGAAGAAAAAGGAGGAGAAGAAGUUGUCACGUCUGGAUGCCGUCAUGGUGAUUCAGAGGGCUUUCCGAGCAUAUGUGAUAAGGAGGUCCCAGGCUCUUUGCCUGCUACGUGAGCAGGCUGUUGCAAAGGGAGAAGUGCUUAAGGAUAUCUGGGCGUGUUGAUCUAAAAGGAAAAAGCACGUAUAGCUUCUUGGUGAAUUAUUUAUUUAUUUAUUUAGGUUUAAGAAAAUAACUGUUUGACCCAAGUUUGAUAUUUGUGUCGUUGUUUGUGCCUUCUCUGGUUCCAUGCUAUGUUAAGCUUGUAGUUGUAUUCAUAAGCUAUGGCUACAUCGAGUCUAAUACUCGUUUGCAUAUCCAUUUUCGUUUAUCUCAUCAUGGAAAGCUCAAAUUAAGCUCC
This is a messenger RNA of Lactuca sativa (garden lettuce), 2126 nucleotides long. Its product is annotated as F-box/LRR-repeat protein At3g26922. Gene Ontology annotation, molecular function: protein binding. Lineage: Eukaryota; Viridiplantae; Streptophyta; Magnoliopsida; Asterales; Asteraceae. The record is from RefSeq and is a predicted model, not a curated record.